AGAUAGCGCUAUUCAAUCCAUACAUUUUCUGAAAUCAUUAAAUUGACUUUCUAAAGAAAAGACCAUAACGAAGAACUUAUCGAUUGGACCUUUCCAAAAAAUAAGGAAUGACAUCGCAAAGAUUACAUUGCUGAUAUUUUACCAAUUCCCCAGCAUUUCCUUAUUGAACUUAGACGAAAUACAACAUCGACUCUGCUGAAAAUCUGGGAGACGAUGCACCCCCAGCCCUCCGCUCCAUAUCCCUUCCAUCUCCCCCCCCCCUCCUCACACCUCCCCUCCUCCGCCGCUCUGUCCAUACUCUCCUAAAGUAAUUUCAAUAAUCAAGUGACUAUUAACAUGGCUCUGGAAAAUCAUCGAGUCUUAGCAGACACGUCUCUAUUUGACUCUUUUUCGAUACUCUUAUAUCGGGGAAAAACACCUGCCAAGUCUCCUUGGUUCUAAUAGACAUCUAAGCAACUUGUUGAGCUUUUGCCAGGUUGCACAGUGCUUAUUCAAGACAAUCAUUGUUUAAAAAGUUGCCUUUUUACAGAUAUAUUUUAUUGACAGCGAACAGUUGGUAUAAAAAUUCGUCAUUUUUUCACUAAUGGCUGUUGCUACUUCAGAAAUCUGUCAAUUUAAAGAGAAGCGAUUUGAAAGACCAUACGAUAUAGAAUGGUUAGCUGUGCAUUUUCUGAAUUAAGCCGGGAUUAUGCAGAUUUUCUGUCAAAAAUUUGAGCUAUCAAAGUGGAAUGGACUGUAGACCGGACUGGCAAGAACAUUUCUGUGUGGUGAAUGAAUGAGAGGACUUUAGCAAAAGUCUUGGAAAGGGAAUUUUAAUUUAAAUUGUGUAGACAUUCGUGGUCGCAAACACAGGCUUGGUGUGUCGGGCUUUAUCGUUUUCCUGUGGGAGACGAUAACCCAGAGAGAGAUUCUGUUCAUUGUUAACUGAAGACUCGUGACUUUAUGACUACAGGGCUCCAUUUACAACUAAAUUCAAAUCUACUGUUCAUGCGCUUUACACAAGUUGCAGUUGGCAGAUUAUGAUCUAUAUGUGAUUGGCAGUUCGAUUACAAUUGAAAGCAAAACGAGGUUAACGAAAACGAGGCUAAUACUGUUACAUUGGAACCGCGUAAAAGGAGAAAUGGAAUGUCGAAAGCCGUCAUCAGAUUGUCGAAUUCGAUUUUUCAAGAAUCGAACAUGUUCUAUUCCAUUCGCAAAUCGAAAGGUGAAUGAAUGACAUUCUUGCUCGCCCACGCUUGUACGUCAUCCGAAUUACCAUGUUCUGUAUUGUUUCAGACUGUUUGCAAUCAUUUUAAAGAUAAAAUAGAGUGAACGCAGCCAAAGUUCAACAAAUAAAAGAAACAGAAUUAUUCAUUGCUAAAUACUCAUGUUGUCCUUCAUGUAGUCCUUUCCUUCGGUGAAGCGCAACUCGUUCAAAUGUGUAUCGUAUGUUCCAAAUAUAGGACAUUGAUUCAGCCAUUCUUUUGUCCAUUUUGUUUGUUUUUGACUCUUAUUUCUUCGUUUUUUUAAUGCCAGUGCUAUAACUCUGGCAGCUGAAGCAACCUACUCCAUUUCAUAAACAGAAUCGAGGCAUUUGACUCUUAUCUUAUUCGACAAAAUCUGAUCGUGUAAAAGGGGCAUUCGAUUCGACAAAUAUGAAGCAAAACUAGAUUCGACAUAAUCGAAUUCGACAAAAUCUGACCGUGUAAGAGCAGCUUAACAGGUUCAUUCUUCUGUCACAUGUCACGCAUGCGCCGAUAUUUACUGAUCACAUGACCUUUACUGUAUGCAUUGUAAACAGAGAUUUGAUCGAGAAUUUUUAGUUGAUCUGAUUCAUGAAAGAUGAUCACGUAAAAGUGUUCCGCCAUUUGCCUCCCGAUCUACUUUUCAGUGUUAUGCAACGCCUCUUACACCCGGCAGGGGGAGGGGGCACUCGCCGUAUUUUUAUGUACGGGUGUGGCCACACAGUUAAAAUCUUUUUUCUUACCUCUCCCUAGAUUUAUGCCCUUUUGCCAUUUAUUUUAAAUUUAAGCUUCACUAGAAUACAUAAAAGAAAGAAUAUUUUUUUAUCAGGUUUUUCAGCAGGACCAGCCAAAACAGUUGGUUCUAGCUGAAAUUGGUUCCCUGAAGUUCCUAAAAUGAAAGUAGAAAAAUUAAGAUGUAUUUAAGUUUAGACUUUUGAGAAAACCCUUGGCAAGCAGAGUUUUGUUGCCUACGAGCAAGACGCUCGCUUUAUGCUACUAUCGACGUUGUUUUUUAUCAACAUCAUCUUUGUAUUGUAGCAAUUGGUGAUUGUUUUACUUGAAGUACAUCAAAGUGGGCCUUCGCAGCUACAUGAUGGUGGAUUGCUGACAUGAGCAACUUGCCCCCAACCGUCGCUGAGAGUCAAGAAAAAUGAUGCUUCAGAAGCUGCACUUCUUUAGAAGCUUCAGAUCUCAGUGCUAAAUCUGACUGCACCAUCUGGCAUUCUAUCUGAUAUUCAGACUUUUGCUACCCGGAAUGUUGUUAUAGUGACUGUUGCUAGCGAAACAGCAAAAUGUGCCCCAGCUACCACUGGCAAGAAAAGCAGCAGCCUCUUUAUUAAAAGUGCCUCCUUUUCGGUAGUGUUCAAGCGUUGAAAUCUCUUCGCCAAAAGCAUUGUGCGGCGCGAUCUACGACUGCACAAAGAAAACAAUUUGUCAUAUUUCUAAAGUAACAUCAGUACAACAAGCCAGUCCAGCUCGUGACUUCCUUAAAAGAUUAAUUAUUAUCAACGUGUGCCAAAUUGACAUGGACACACGUUAAGCCAUAUGACAUAUCUCAUACUUAGGCGGUUUAGAAAGGCUCAAUUCACGCCUACCUAUUUGUUGUCUGAACGUUAUUAAUUCCUACAAAGAUGUCCACUUACGCAAACGCAACCGUAACCGCGGGGGAAUUCUGGAAUACCACCUGUCAGCGACUCUUCAAUCAAGGCUACAAGACAAGCAUGUAUCAUCUUACAGAGUCGUUUGUUAUGCCUACUUACGUCAUCGGUUGCAUCAAUUGCGCAGCCGCACCCCCAACUGUGAUAUUCAACCUUCUACUUAUCAUUGCAAUAGCCAAGACGACGUCACUACAGACGAAGACCAACACAAUCAUCCUUGGCAUUCUGGUGAUGAAUCUGCUAGUUGGGCUGUUUUCCCUACCAACCUAUGGUGCUUAUAUGAUCCAAAUUACAAUGCGGAUUUCGUAUUGCACCGGCAGGACCUUUACCGCCAUCUUUGGCUCCUCCGUCGCCAUUACAUCAGUGCUGUUAACGGUGCUCCUGUCAUACGAGAGAUACGUCGCGUUGAUGAAAUCAUACUCGUAUGAGACACUGAUCACCGAACGGAAGAUCAUAUGCGGGAUAUUCUUCUCCUGGGCGAUUGCAUUAACGAUCAUCCUGGCAUCACAUGUAAAAGCUACUUCUGUCUACGCAAGCGUGCUUAUGAGUGGUGUCAUUUUCAUCGGCUAUACAUACAAUGUCGUUGUGCAUAUCAUGAUGUUCAGAGUCAUCCAGCGCAUGCGCAGAAACCAGGUAAGCAUCAACGUCUUUAACACAGCUGGCAAUGAAAGUAAUGACGCAAGAUUCAACGUAGACGGGGGUAUUGUCGCGCAAAUAGCGUACGAGAGGAAGCAGAAACGCACAUUUAAGUUCACGGCAUAUGUUAUUGGUUUUCUGCUGGUUUUUAACCUGCCAACAGUCGUGGUGUAUGGGGCCGUACGCGCCCUCCCAUAUGUGUUUAUGCCAUAUUACACCGCAGACACCAUCUUGUGCCUCCACGCGACGUUCAGCCCCCUUCUGUAUGCAUGGCAGUCCCCCCGUUUAUUCAAAGCGGUUUGCCGUUUGUUUAAACGGAACACCACUGACGUCAUGUCACUCGAGAACGCAAACAACAACAACAACAACAAGAGUGACACACCUCGUGGCCAGUGAACCUAGCAAGGGCAAGAAACAUCCUAUGGCCUGUGUUAGUCCCGUUAUGGAAUAAUCCUUAAAAUUCACCUGUAAGUUGAGGGUUUUUACGUUUAAUCUCCCAAUGGUGGGAUUUUAUCUAAUAGAAACUGCAGACAAACUAAUUUAAUCUAUUUAGAUAUUCCUGCUUGUUUUUCACAGCUAGGUCCUUAUGCAUCUUUUAAACGUAAUUGCAAAUUUCUUCUUUCGCUAAAUACUUCUCUCAAGAGCUUGGGUUCCUUUCUAGAGCACCUGGAAUCUUCUCAUAAUCACAAUUCUUCACAAUUUAUAAUUCCCAAAUCCAUCCUUUCUUGGAGUGCUGCUCCCAUAUUUUGGGUGGUGCUCCUUAAUUUCCCCUACGCCCCAUUAAUAAAGUUUAACCCAAAGCCAUUCGCCUGGUAAAAAACUGUAACCUCACCAAGUUUCUUCAGCUUCUCCCCCAUCAGCGCUUUGUUGCUGAUCUUUUUAUGGAUUUCACCGCCAUUGCUCCCAAGAGUUAGGUGAUAUAAUCCACAACACAAUACCAGACACUCUUCCAGUACACACCCUUUCCAAGUCUCUUUGUCAAACGCACGAACUCAAUCCAACAAAUCUUUCUUUCACCCUAGGUCUUGUAAAUCUUAGAAUGUUGUACCCAAGUUUUAUUUCUGCAUUCCUGUAUUUACUCAAAAUAAACAAGCUUAGCAAAUCUGUCGAAUUAACAUCUGUUUGCAGUCGCAUUCUGCUUUAUUGUCACAGCUGUAAAGCAGCAUAUUUUGUGGUUUCAACUACAGGGCUUCUGUGAUAUCAACAUAUAUACAGUACUUUGUGUAAAUAUUAAACGGGUGUAGACAAAUUCUGUAUAUAGAUUCGUUAAUGAUAAAGAUGAAAAAAUACUAACCCUUCUUAAGCACUACAAUUACAGCAUACUAAAAGCUUUUUCGUCUGAAACUCCCCAGAGGAUAAAACAUCAGAAUGAACGACCAAUACUUCAUGUUCUUCAUUCUCAGUUAGUUGUCAGAGGCGUAGCCAGCGGAGAGGGGGGGGGGUUGUAGGGGGAUGUAACAGCGCCAAUACUUAAUUAGCAUGUUGGUAUAUCUUCAGUUUGUCUAAAAA
Rhopilema esculentum is the source of this 5026-nucleotide messenger RNA. The record is from RefSeq and is a predicted model, not a curated record. Lineage: Eukaryota; Metazoa; Cnidaria; Scyphozoa; Rhizostomeae; Rhizostomatidae.